GGCGGUGCCACAAAGUACAGUCACACUGGAUGCAAUAGGCUAUGUCACCUUACUUAACGUCAUUUUUCCGAAGGGGAAAAAUAAUCCAGACUGGAUGAAUAUGUCUGUGGCGUCUAUGGGCUGAGUUUAUUCUUCACCUGGCUGCAAACUCACCUCGCUUUGAAGCCCGCAUUGUGCUGGGUAAUCUCCUCGCACGCGAGAAAGAUGAGGGGAAACUAGGAGGGGACGGUGCCGCAGUGUUUGUUGUGGGAUGUAGCUGGUUAGCCUGUUAGUCUGAAAAAAGCGCUGGAGCUGAAUGUAGCGGAAUACACCCCCGCUGGGUAGUGAAUGUUCUCACUGUCUCUACGACUACGAUUUGGCUGCUACGUUCAGCUGAAAGAGGAAAACUUUCCUGAUCUGGCGCAGGAAUAAACAUGCCGCUGCCCCAGCCUCGGUUUGUGUCGGGAUCUUUGUUGGUGCUGCUCCUGCUCCUGGUCUCCUGCUCAUCUCAGAUCUCGUUGUCUCGGAAAGAGGCUAAUCGGUUCUUGAAGAUACACAAGCGAGGCUAUCAAGUUUUUGAAGAAACGAAACAAGGGCAUUUGGAGCGAGAAUGUGUUGAAGAGAGAUGUUCAAAAGAGGAAGCUAGGGAAGUGUUUGAGAACGACCCCGAAACCGAAUACUUUUAUCCUAAGUAUUUAGCAUGCGUGGCGCAGUUUGGAGACUCCGAGAAGAAGAGACAAGACCUGAUCACAUGUGUUCACAACAUCCCGGACCAGUGCUCCCCUUCGCCCUGCAACCCCAGGGGCAUGGUGCGCUGCGAGGACAAAAAGGGCGACUUCCUGUGCCACUGUUUCACGGGCUGGAGCGGCGUCAAGUGUGAGAAAGAUAUAAACGAGUGCGACAAGAACAAUGGCGGCUGCGAGCAUGAGUGCAACAACACGGUGGGCAGCUACCGCUGUUUCUGUCGGCCUGGAUACGAGCUCUUUCACCGUCACGCGUGUACAGAUGUUGACGAGUGUGUGGCAGUCCCGGGAGUGUGUGGAACGGCGCGGUGCGUGAACCUCGUGGGCUCCUACCAGUGUGUGUGCGACGAGGGAUACGUGUACGACAACGUGUCCAAGUCCUGUCUGGAUGUGGACGAGUGUGAGGCGCAGGUGUGUGCUGAGGAGUGUGUGAACACACCUGGAAGCUUCCGCUGCUUCUGUGACGGGAGGAGGGGCAUGAAGCUGGCGCCCGACUAUAGGAGCUGUGAGCCCAUAGAGCCCAGCCAGGCUCUGAACAUGAAGAGGAACUCGCACUCGCUCUACCUGGGCCGCAUGUUCAGCGGCGUCCCCGUCGUCCGCCUGCGCUUCCGCAGGAAAGUCCAAACCGGCUUCACUGCGGAGUUUGACCUCAGGACCUUUGACCCGGAAGGGGUCAUCUUUUUUGCCGGGGGCCACCUGAACAGCUCUUGGAUCGUGCUGGCAAUGCAUCAUGGGAAGCUGGAGCUGCAGCUGAAGUACGGCCCGGUGAGCCGGGUGACCAGCAGUGGACCAGAGGUCAACGACGGCCAGUGGCACCGGAUCUCUGUGGAGGAGCAGGGGCGGAGCCUCGUCAUUAAGAUUGACAGGGAGGCGGUGAUGAAGAUCGCGGUGAACGGAGACCUGUUCACGCUGAAGAGGGGCAUGCACGAGCUCAACCUGACCGUCGGAGGGGUCCCCUUCAGAGAUGGGGGGCUGCUCAGCAAGCUGAACCCUCGUCUGGACGGCUGUUUACGGGAAUGGCGCUGGCUGACCGGAGAGGACACCUCCAUUCAGGAGACCAUCCGAUCCAACGAGAAGAUGCAGUGCUUCUCCGUGGAGGACCGCGGCUCCUUCUACCCUGGCAGUGGAUUCGCCCUCUUCAACCUCAGCCACAGUGAAUCUCAGGUGUUCAGUCUGCAGUUGAGCCUGCGUCCUGCCUCCUGUACUGGGGUCCUGUUUGCACUAAUCCGUCAGGACAGCGUCCCUCUGUCCGUCUCCCUGUCCCAAUACCAUCCAGGGAAGAAACUGCAGCAGGAGUACGUCCUGGUCUCGGCGGGCAGCGAGGUGGUGGCCAGCUUCCCCGCCUACCUGUGCGACUUGGAGACGCACCUGGUGAACGUGACCAUCGCCGGUAACCUGACCCUGCUGGAGGUGGACGGGCAGGCGGGGCAGACGGAGCAGGGGGAGGGGCCUGCUGUCCCGGACCUGUCCUCCCCCACCAGCAUCUUCCUCGGAGGUCUCCCAGAUGUGCCUGUGGUGUCCACCCCAGUCUCUGCCUUCUACGCGGGCUGUAUGGAGGCCACCCUCAACGGCCGAGCACUGGACUUAGACGAGGCGCUCCACAAGCACAGCGACAUCCGGUCGCAAUCCUGCCCCCUGGUGGGCCCGGCCCUGUAACUGCCACUGCCCUCGAAAAAAAAACCGUCUCCCCUGACGAAACCCACACACCCCCAAAACUCUGCUGUUCUCCUCCAAACACUGUCUUCUGAUAGAUUCCCCAACCACUGUCCUCUACAAACGGUGACCGGUUAAGCCCCGCCCCCUCAGACUCCUGUGGCCCGCCCCCCCUCCUUCACUGCCUUCGGCUAUGCAGGUGAUGUCAUCAGGUACAGCAGGACCACGCUUCACACUGAGGUGCAGGGGUGUAUGUAUUUAUAUUAGAGACAUAGAGCCUAUGCUGUUUCACACAGGCUACUGAGGGGAGUGUGCUGUAAUAUACUGUAUAUGUAAAUACUUGAGUACACAAUGCUUUUUAGCAAAACUUACCUUUUGAAUUAUCCUGGCCACUUCUCCUGGCAUUAAACCUUUUUUUAAAGUACAGUAUUCAACACUAAGACAACAGUAUUCCAAAAAUAUAUUAUUUUUGUUUUUACCCCUGUUUGUUUGUUACUAGUAUUUGAGUUUAUAGAUAUAAUGUUGAAGAUCAUGGUUUAUCUUGUGUAAAACUGUCCUUUCAGAAUGUUUGAAUUGCUGUUUUUUUUUUUACUUUCGUUUUGUAUAUUUUAACCUUCAUUUUAUAUUUUGUCUUGGUCAGUCUCCCAGUGCACUGUUUGCUGGGUGAUGUGGUUUUUUUAAAUAUAAUGGUUAAGUGGAACCCUGCUUGAAAUGAAAUAAAGGUGGUGGUUGAGAUAGGGACAAGUGGAACUCUAGUUUAAUAGCCGCUCAUCAGAUGAUAGUACAGUGGAACCCCAGAGUUAAAGACCUCCAGAGGUUCUUCAUUCAUUCAAGUUCUCAUAACACCAUAACUCAAAUGCAAUAAGUUGCUAGUGAUUUCAUUAUAAAUGGUAUAACACAAUGUAUAACACACCUGUUGAAAAAUACUGGAAAACAAGCGCUGUAAAAUGUUUUGUGAUUGAAAACUUUUUUCUUUUUUUUCUCCAUUUUGAAGCAAAUUAAAAACCACAUGUCAUUUA
Molecule: messenger RNA, 3394 nt
Organism: Anguilla rostrata (American eel)
Lineage: Eukaryota; Metazoa; Chordata; Actinopteri; Anguilliformes; Anguillidae
Gene: gas6
Product: growth arrest-specific 6
Exons: 15
Coding region: 414-2378 (654 amino acids)
Cellular component (GO): extracellular region
Molecular function (GO): calcium ion binding
Source: RefSeq, a predicted model, not a curated record